This is a messenger RNA of Colletotrichum chrysophilum, 915 nucleotides long. RefSeq lists its product as uncharacterized. Gene Ontology annotation, biological process: L-arabinose metabolic process. The coding region runs from base 1 to 915 and encodes 304 amino acids. The transcript is spliced from 3 exons. Lineage: Eukaryota; Fungi; Ascomycota; Sordariomycetes; Glomerellales; Glomerellaceae. Gene Ontology annotation, molecular function: alpha-L-arabinofuranosidase activity. The record is from RefSeq and is a predicted model, not a curated record.
AUGAAGUUCUCCAAGAGCUUGAAUUAUGUUGAAAAGUACGUCCUUGGCGAUUCCUCGACACCUAUGGGAGCCCUCCGAGCCAAGAACGGACGCGAGCAGCCAUGGCCCGUCAAGUGGGUCGAAAUUGGCAACGAGGAUGACUUUGGCUGCAGCAGCUAUCCUGAGAGAUUCGCCGCAUUCUACAAUGCCAUCCGUCCCAAGUAUCCAGACCUCCAGCUCAUCGCGUCUGCCACCGGCUUCAACUGCCUGCCUGACCCUUUUCCCGAAGACGCAUGGAUCGACUACCAUGAGUACAACAUCCCUGAGAACUACAUCGUCAACUUUGCCCAAUGGGACAAUGUUUCUCGCAGGAACAAGUACAUCAUCGCAGAGAUGGGUCGCUGGAGCGUGCAGUAUUCGGACAUGAUCGGGUCGGUGUCCGAGGCCGUCUUCAUGCUUGAACUGGAGCGCAACAGCGACCUCAUCCGCGGCGUAGCUUUUGCGCCUUUGCUUAGUCUUGUGGACCACCAACAAUGGGCGCCCAACCUGAUCCCAUUCAAACAGGCACCUGACGCCAUCGUUUACACGUCCAGCUACUGGGUCCAACAACUCUUUGCACACAACGCCGGCGACGUGACCCACGAGGUCACCUCUGGUUCUGGCUUUGACCCGGUCUUCUGGAGCGCUGUUAGCGCCGGUGAGACGUACAUCGUGAAGCUGGCCAACUACGCCGCUGAGCCGCAGCAAAUGGACAUUAAGAUUGCAGGAAAGGGCAUUGCGACGCUGUCGGUUCUGGCUAAUGACGACCCUGAUAGUGCCAACAGCCAUGCCGGAUCUCCCAUCGCCCCUCCGGUCAUUUCGCGCAUCGAGUCUUCCGGCGACAACUUCAGCUUCGUCAUGCCUGCUUGGUCCGUUGCGGUCCUUCGCGCAGACUAA